ACGAAACGAUACUCUUGUACCACUCUAACGCAAGCUAGGGUUUCGCGAACUGGACUCCUGAGCGCCGAAACUCAUCGAACCAGGCGUUCGAUUUUCGUUUCCUUACUCCGCGAAACAUGGCGACCCAGAUGAGCAAGAAGCGAAAGUUCGUGGCCGAUGGAGUCUUCUUCGCGGAGCUUAAUGAGGUUCUGACCAGAGAGCUGGCGGAGGACGGGUACUCGGGCGUCGAAGUUAGGGUCACGCCGAUGCGCACUGAGAUUAUUAUCAGGGCCACUCGUACUCAGAAUGUUCUUGGUGAAAAGGGAAGAAGAAUAAGGGAGCUGACUUCUCUUGUUCAGAAACGGUUCAAGUUCCCAGAGAACACUGUGGAGCUCUAUGCCGAGAAAGUUAACAACAGGGGUCUCUGCGCCGUUGCUCAGGCUGAGUCUCUCCGCUACAAGCUCCUUGGUGGCCUCGCUGUUCGGAGGGCUUGCUAUGGUGUCCUGAGAUUUGUCAUGGAAAAUGGGGCAAAGGGUUGUGAGGUCAUUGUCAGUGGAAAGCUGCGGGCUCAGCGUGCUAAGUCGAUGAAGUUUAAGGAUGGUUAUAUGGUAUCCUCUGGUCAACCUGUGAAGGAAUACAUUGACUCAGCCGUGAGGCACGUUCUUCUUAGACAGGGUGUACUUGGUAUUAAGGUCAAGAUCAUGCUUGACUGGGAUCCAAAGGGCAAGGUGGGCCCAACCACACCAUUGCCUGAUGUGGUCACCAUACAUACUCCCAAGGAAGAAGAGUACGCCCCCACAGUGGAGGUGAUAACACCCUUGGAGGAGAUUCCAGUAGCAUAAAACCAGAGUUGGAUGUUUCUUCACAAUCAUGUAAUUCAUUUUUGUUCUAUUUUCAGAGCUUGAGAACACUUAGAAGAAGCGUUUUUGUCAGAGUUCUCAUAUCUUAGUGCUGUUGGGCCCUUUUUUCUUUAAAUUAAUUCUUUUUCUUGGGUAUGGGGUAGGAAAGAAGUUGGUGGGAAAGACCUUAAGUGGGGGAAUGGGGUUUGAUUUGAUGCCUUGCUUCUUUGCUAGGUGUACUUGCACACUAUUGCAUGAUGUUUUGUAGUUGGAACUAAAAUUUUUUAUCAGAAGAUGAAAAUGUCUUCAGGAGCAUCGGUUCAUAUCUCA
Corylus avellana is the source of this 1148-nucleotide messenger RNA. Its product is annotated as small ribosomal subunit protein uS3x. The record is from RefSeq and is a predicted model, not a curated record. Gene Ontology annotation, molecular function: structural constituent of ribosome; RNA binding. Gene Ontology annotation, cellular component: nucleus; cytosolic small ribosomal subunit. Lineage: Eukaryota; Viridiplantae; Streptophyta; Magnoliopsida; Fagales; Betulaceae. Gene Ontology annotation, biological process: translation.